Messenger RNA from Oppiella nova, 468 nucleotides. NCBI's taxonomy places the organism in Eukaryota, Metazoa, Arthropoda, Arachnida, Sarcoptiformes, Oppiidae. The record is from the annotation of a GenBank genome assembly.
AAUCAGGUGAAGCUGCCCGGACCCGCUCAGGACAAACCCAAUGUCUAUGACUUCGGCACUACUUAUGAGGAGAUGUACAAAGACCUGCUCUCCAAAGAUAAAAACCUAUAUACUCAGAACGGAAUCCUUCAUAUGUUGGACCGGAACCGACGGAUCAAGUCGUGUCCCGAGAGGUUUCAGAACUGUUACGAACAGUUCGAUGUAGUCUUCACUGUGGAGGAGAGGGUUUACGAUCAGGUGGUUGAAGAGCUGUCACUGCGAACCCCAGUCGACAACACGACGGCUCACAUAAUCAAUAUCGACGUCCAGGACAACCACGAAGAGGCCACUAUCGGGGCGUUCCUUAUCUGCGAAAUGGCUCUAAUGAUGGCUCAGUCCUCAGACCUCGACAAUGAUAUCGACGAACUUCUGCAAGAGUUUGAGAAUAAGGCCGAAAGACCGCUUCUUCAUACAAUUGCCUUUCAGUAG